Messenger RNA from Mercenaria mercenaria, 1528 nucleotides. RefSeq lists its product as uncharacterized. The record is from RefSeq and is a predicted model, not a curated record. The transcript is spliced from 6 exons. The coding region runs from base 159 to 719 and encodes 186 amino acids. Gene Ontology annotation, molecular function: calcium ion binding. NCBI's taxonomy places the organism in Eukaryota, Metazoa, Mollusca, Bivalvia, Venerida, Veneridae.
AACUUUCCGUUUCCAAAAUUACAUCCGUAGACGAGAGGUGUUUUCCCAUGAACCGGAUCUAACGCUAAAUAUAUACGUCGCGUUCGCAAUGCUACGUUCAUACACGGCGACACGUUAGUUUGUUACACUUAAGGAACACGAAGAAAGUUCAGACAAAAAUGAAGUUCUUCAAAUAUUUUCUCAUUACCAUUGUAAUCAUAGCCUUAAUAGACCCGACAGAGGGAUGGCUAAGGAAACAACUGAGAAAGCUCGGGAGAAGUAUCAAGAAGGCGGUAAAGAACGUCAAAAAAGCUGGUUGCAGGGUAUUGUUUGGUGUCGGUUGUCCUGCCGCAGUGGGGGCCCUUGGUACAGCCUUAGCGUCCGGAACUUCUGGUAUAGGAUCUGCAAUCGUGGCAGUAGGUGUAUCAGCGGGUACAAAUGCUUGCCAUGUGAGAAAAGAGAGAUGCAAAAGAAGUGUUGAAAUGACUGAAAUUCUGCUCCCAUUUUCCGACGAGAUGUCGGACUACGAUAUGAACGGUGAUAAGCUGAUCACAUACAAAGAGUUUCAGUUGGCUGUGUUACGAAGCGUAAACCUGGCAGAUCCAGAGGAACUUCGUGAGCCCUUUGCAUUCGCUGACUUUGAUGGAGAUGGUAUUUUAGAUUCUUACGAAUUUAACGGAGCUCCAUUUUUAUUCGCACACGCAUCCUCAGUAAGCCGAAAUGUUAGCACAGCCGCUUAGCAACAUAACAUCAAUCAUUACAUUUUUUUUCUUGUUUGGGGGGACUUAGAGUUGCCAUUGUCCACCCGUCCAAAUUUGUGUAGUGUAGUUCCCUAAAAUAUUUAACCCAUGGUCAUCAAACCUCACAUACUUAUUAUUCAGCAUGUGAAGUUGUGUAUCUGAUGUUUUAAUUGGGAUCUAACAUGCCCAGACCGAAGUUUUGGCCCUUAGCUUAGACAAAAGUAUGCAUAAAGGCAUAGAAUUUUGUGUCCCACGUAUCUUAAAACGUAUUUGAUCUAGGGCCAUGGAACAUAAUAGGAAUAUCAUUCAGCAUGAGAAGUUGUGCACCUGGUUUUUGUUUGGGACUUCUAUCAUUCAGACCAGAAUUAUGGCACUUGAUUAAGUAAAAAAUAAACAUAAAUGGCAUACAAGUUUGUCUCGAAUGUAUCUCAAAAACGAUUUAACUUAGAGUCAUAAAACAUUACAGGAUUGUUAUAUAGCAUAUUAAGUUGUGUACCUGGUGUUUUCUUUGGGAUUUAACUCAGCUAGACCAAAGUUAUGAUCCUGGAUUUAACGAAAAAUGGACAUUGAGUGCUUCAAAGUUUGAUUUGCAUAUACAUGUAUUUUAAAAAAAUGCUUUCACAUAGUCACGAAUCCAUGUACUGUGACAGGAAGUAGAAGCACUUAUGUCAAGUGGACACACAUCUAGAAUUUCUUUAAUUUUUAUUGCCUAGAUAUUCUUUUUUAAACCAAGUUUUGUAAAAUAAUUACUAUUUUACGUUUUUACGUUAUUUUCUAUGCAUCAUUGUGAUAAUAAAUUGGGAAACAUG